CGAAAGUUUCAAACAAGCUAAGUAAGAUUUGCAGGCGAAGGAAUACUUGACAUAAAGUGGAAGAAGUAAUUGUAAUAUCAUCCAUCUAAGAAAUUUUCAGAUCAAAAUGAACAGACAAAUAAGGUUGUUUCUCGAGCAAGAAAAUGCAGCACUUAGGGCUGAGAACACAGCCCUUCGACAAACGAUGUUGUGUCCCCCUUGCAGCUCAUGCAACAGACCUGCGGUCCAACCCGACGUGGCAAUGAUGGAAGAACAGCUUCGACACGAGAACCAGAUGAUCUGUGCCGAAAUCCAGCGGAUGCAACGAUUAGCUGCUCGUUACUUGUGGUGGUCCCCCAACCGGGUCUCGACCAACCAUGGUGCCUCCUCCUCUUCUUCUUCCUUGGCCAUGACUGCACGGUGGAUCGAUGUGUUGGCUCUAACCACUGAUUCUGCGAACGAGGUGACCCGUUUGGCGAGGGCCGAGGAGCCGGCGUGGAGCAGAGACGGAGAUGGAGGGAGCGAAACCCUAAACCUAGAAAUGUAUUACACGCGUUUCUUGCCUUGCGAGCAAAGCAACGUGGAGGAAUUCGUUCACGAGGCGUCAUGUGCGACAGGGCUUGUGGCUAUUGAUGCUCCGUCCCUUUUGAGAAAUUUUGCGAAUCCGAGCCGUUGGGUCGAGAUUUUUCCAUCGAUGAUUGCAAGUUCCUCAAUCGAAGCAAGAAACAGGAUUCUUCAAGUGGUAAAAGUGGAAUUUAUGCCGGUUGUUUCACCGUUGGUCUCGACCCGGGAGGUGAAGCUACUGAGAUGCGUCAAGCAAAUGGACCGGAACACAUGGGUCGUGGCCGAUGUCUCGCCCUGUCUCAGGUUACAUCACCCGAAUCCACGGCCAGCAUUCAUCAGAUUUCCUUCUGGAUACGUUAUUCAACGCUUAGCCAAUGACUUCUCAAAGGUGACCGUUGUAGAGCACUGGGGCUAUAAAGAGGACGCGGUUGUAACCCGGUUCAGGUCAUAUCUCAGAACCGGCUUAGGCUUCGGGGCUCACAGAUGGUUAGCCGCUCUACAACGCAGCGGCUUUAGCUCCUCGACGAUAAGAGAAUUGAGCCCACUCGCUAAACGCAACUUGGUUAACCUAUCUCGGCGAAUGGGCAAUUCUAGUGGAGCAAACGAGAAGUAUGUGCUCCAAGAAACAUACCACGAGGCGUCGGCGACGAUGGUGAUCCACUCCGCUGUGGACCUGGAAGCGGCCGCCAUCGCUGCCACACACGAUAAUGCCGGGUUGUCAGGUGGGCACGGCGGAGGCGGAGGCGGAGGCCGGAAGUUCCCGGAGCGGCGGAGACGAGUGGUGCGUCGUGACGGCAGGGUUUCAGAUGGUUGCCGGCGAUGCGGCGUUGACUGGCGGCGUCUCCGAUGAGAUGGUCAACGCCGUCGAGGAGAUGGUCUCCUCGGCACUCGGCAAGCUGAGAAAUGCUCUCCCGGUGAACUUAGGCCUCCGCUGAAAUUUCACUUUUAAUUUUAUGUUUUGUUUUUUAAAUCUUCGUAUAUCAAUAGAUCAUUUAAUGUGUUUGUGAA
Messenger RNA from Tarenaya hassleriana, 1551 nucleotides. RefSeq names its product homeobox-leucine zipper protein ROC5. The record is from RefSeq and is a predicted model, not a curated record. NCBI's taxonomy places the organism in Eukaryota, Viridiplantae, Streptophyta, Magnoliopsida, Brassicales, Cleomaceae. Gene Ontology annotation, molecular function: lipid binding. The coding region runs from base 107 to 1393 and encodes 428 amino acids. The transcript is spliced from 8 exons.